AUGAACGAGGAUGAUUCCCCUUUCUACCUAGCUGUGAACAACACAUUAAAGAAAGAGUCGCUUCAAACGAAAGAGUGGUUCAAGGCCGCUCCUGUUGGAAUAAACAAACUGAACAGUCUAAUGAAGACAAUGGCUCAAAAAGCAGGAAUCAACAACGAACGACUGCGAAAUCACAGCGGGAGAAAAACAAUGAUUCAAACACUUAGCGAAAAUGAUAUUCCCCCGACACAUAUCGCUCAACUGUCAGGGCACAAGAAUUUAAAAAGCUUAGAAAGCUACAGCAAAGUGUCGAGCAAACAGGAAAUGCAAAUGUCCAAAGUUCUCAGUGGUUAUACAUCUGGUAGUGCAGCAAAGACAUCGUCUGAUAAAACAGUAAAUUCACCACCAACUUGCUCGCCCAUCUCCGAAGCACAACAAGCUAUGGCUUUAUUCAGCGGAGCUGUCAUUAAAGGCGGCAAUUUUUCCAUUAACAUAAACACAGUAAACCAGUCGCCCAAGCUCACAUUGGAACAAGAACCAAGCCAAAAUUCCGCCAAAGAUGAAGCGUUGUCAAAAUGGAAGAGACUUAAACCUUUAGAGGACAGUGACGAUGAGUUUUAG
This is a messenger RNA of Paramuricea clavata, 600 nucleotides long. The record is from the annotation of a GenBank genome assembly. Lineage: Eukaryota; Metazoa; Cnidaria; Anthozoa; Malacalcyonacea; Plexauridae.